UAGGAUUUCUAUCGAAGUGGAGGGAAAACGGAGAGAAAAAACCUACACAGUUAACGAUGAAGUUGACGUCGCCGUAAAUAGUGCGAUUACCAGAUAGGUGUGUUCUUCUUGUGCUUUUUGGAAUACAGCAUGGGAAUGCUGUGACAACAAGUGGGGGGUGUGUUACGCAAAGAGAAAAGUUUAAUAACGCCAGGAGGCAAGCUCUGUGGGUUUUUGUUAUGAUACAGUUUAGCUUGAGAUAAUAGACGCCAUGUGACUAUAAAACCGCAGUCUUUUCGCGGUCGCCGAAAUUAGCGGUGAGAGAGAGAAAGGAUAAAAAAAAAGAUUUAGGAAUAAAAUGACGACAAAAGUUGUGUAUUUCGUUGUGGACGGACGGGACGAACAGACAGAAUUCUGCAGCGACGACGACACGGACGAUUUAAAAGAAACAUUCCGAGCGGCGGCUGAAGCGGGUCCACACGACAUUCUGAAGCUGUACAACAAGAAGGGGAACCUCAUCAACAUAUCGCCGCGCCUCUCUGAGAACGCCCCCGACUCACGCUACAAACUCGAGGUGGUCGCCGCACAGUGCACAGGAGAACAUUCAACAAUGGCAUCAAGACUGGGUUUUGAUCUAAGUGUUUUUGACGAAAGGUUAUGUGCACUGGAGAAAAAAGUAUUUGUCGAUAACGGUGACAUGCCAGAAACUGUUGUUGAAAUGAAAGCAAAAGUAGAAGAAUUGAAACAAAAGUUAGAGGGUGUGGAACACUUGAGUUGGCUGGGUCUGUUCAAGGACAUUUCCAGUGGGACGUCCCUGAAACCAUUCUGGGACAAACAGAAGUCACUGAAGAAAAGUGAACAGCACAGUAAACGAGUCUUUCAAAAGUUCAUGAGUAUGAGCAAGGUGCAGGUAACUGAUGAAGUGCGGGAGUACCUGCACAAGCCGACGUUCGACAACUGGCAGUGGGACGAGUCAGAGAUGCUCAUCUUAUUACGACAAAUGUUCAUAGAUUUAGGAUUUGUCACCAGAUUUAAUAUAGAACUUCCUGUCCUUCAUAAUUGGUUGUACGAGGUGUUUACAAAUUACAAUCUAGUGCCUUUCCAUAACUUCAAACACUGCUUCAUGGUUGCUCAAAUGAUGUAUGGUCUGACGUGGCUCAUCGAUCUUCCAUCCAUCCUCGACGACAUCGACAUCCUGACACUCAUCACCUCGGCCAUCUGCCACGAUCUCGACCACCCCGGCUACAACAACGCAUAUCAGAUCAAUGCGCGCACAGAGCUGGCUCUGCGGUAUAACGACAUAUCACCUCUUGAGAACCACCACUGCUCCGUGGCGUUUGAGAUUCUCGAGAAGCAGCACUGUAAUAUCUUCCGCAACUUGAAACGAGAUGAGUUUCGCAGGGUCCGGGAGGGCAUGAUCAGGUGUAUUUUAGCUACAGACAUGGCUAAGCACAAUGAAAUUUUAGGAAAUUUCAAAACAGCUGUGCAGCAUUUUGAUUUGAACAACAAAGAUCAUAAGUCUGUGCUAAUGAUGAUACUGAUAAAAGUGGCUGAUAUUUCCAAUGAAUGCCGACCCAUGGAGGUAGCCGAGCCUUGGUUAGAAUGUUUGUUACAGGAGUUUUUCAAUCAGAGUGAUCUGGAGAAACUUGAAGGUCUUCCGGUGGCGCCGUUCAUGGAUCGAGACAAAGUAACGAAGCCAUCAUCACAAAUCGGCUUCAUCAAGUUCGUUCUCUUGCCUCUCUUUGAAGCUCUUGGUAUUCUCUUUCCCAAGCUUGAGCCGCACAUAAUAACCCCUGUGAGAAAAGCCCUCGACUAUUACACAGACAUGCAGAAUGCGUUGGAGGAAGAGAAACACAAGAAGGAAAGUUCGAACAGUGUGGGUAAACACAACGGUAUCUCCAAUCAGGUGAAUGGCAAAAUACAGACAUAGCAGUGACGAUCGUUAGGACAGCGUUCUGAAAUCAUGCUUCUCUGCACGGCAGUGAGAAGAUUCAAGGAAAAGGUUUUUAAGGUAGAAAUGGUGUUAAAAGAAGAAAGGUUUAUUGAGAAAUGGGAUUAAAGAAAAUGUCUGGUAAAGACAGGAUUAAGGGGAAAAAACAUACAGAGAAAUGGGAUUAAAGAAAAUGUAUGGUAAAGACAGGAUUAAGGGGAAAAACAUACAGAGAAAUGGAGAUUAAAGAAAAUGUAUGGUAAAGACAGGAUUAAGGGGAAAAACAUACAGAGAAAUGGAUUAAAAGAAAAGGUGUUUUCAGAGGAAGUGGCGGUGUAGAGAAAAAAUGGAAUGUGUAAGAAAAAAUCAUCAAGAAACAGAAUUAGUGGAGUUUGAAGAAAAACUGAAAUGAAAUGAUAGUUUGAAGGAGGAAUAGAUUAAGAGAAAAGAAUGUUUUGGAUUAAGAGAGAAGAAUGUUUUAAUAUUUAAUAGUAUUAAAGAUCAAAUAUGGAGGCAGCAAAUGAAGUGGAAAGGACAUCCUUGCUGGAAUAGAGGUGUGGAAGUAACUCGUAAAGGUGUAAAGAAGAGUGGCUUUUAAAGGAAAACUUCAAAGGCAUGAAAGCGGUAAAGAUGUGUCUUUGGAAUGGAUGGAAUUCAUUGAAAAAACAUUUUCAACAAGAAUGGAUUUUAAGGGCAAAAGAAGAAUUCUGGAAGAAACGAGUUCUUGGACUUCAGUGUUUCUGAGGUAAACCGAUGUGAAUUCGAGAGAAAGGAAUUAAUGAUGUCAGUUGAAUCAAAACAUUCACAAAUGUUUACCCUCUCGUCUCCACAUGCAGUUAUCUCCCCUAUUCAGUAUUGUAAAGGAUAAAGCCUGCUGCUUGUCAGUGCAUCAGUGCAAUGUAUUUCACUUUCCAACUGUUUUCUAAACAACUUCCUUUGUUUCUUUCCGAUAGUUCAAGACAAAUUCUGUUGGAUUAUUUAUCCAUGAAAGCAAUUUUUAUUUGCAUAAGAUAUUUGAAUAAUUGGGGUGGGUUUUUUUCUAAUAGAUACUGUUACUGCUUGAAUAAGGUUUGAGAAUCAUUUGUGAACAAUAAUAUGCCCCGUUUUUAUGGGAUUUUAUUUUUGUUUUUUUUUGUUUUUUGUCUGUUAAAUUUGUUAAUAUUUGAAACUGAAGGUGAUAAAACUUCCAUGUGUCUUCUUUCUUAACUUCUAUAAUAUGUAACUCACCGCUGAAAGUUAGAAAUUUAUAAUCACUUGGGUAUUAUUUUGCAAAACAAAUUAUCUAAUUUUUAUUUUAUUUUAAAUUAUUUUUGUUUAUUAUAUGGUGAAGGACAAAAAUUAAAUUACUUUCUAUUAAACAGUUUCUUUUUUAUAAUCAGUGGAACUACUUUCUAGUAGACUGAGGUUUACUGGAUUUAUAUAGCCAGGACUUUGUGACCUACUUUAAAAAUGUGACCUACUUCUUUAAAACAAAUAUCUCAUAUUGAACGAGGGAAACAGAACAAGUCUUUCAAAUUUGUGAAUAUUUAGUCGUAAUAUUUAUGUGUAUGUGUUUUGAAAAGAAGUGGAAACACUUCAUUGUGAAAUGUUUUAUUUUGUCAGACAAAUUGUUGUAUUGGCAGAAACUCGUUACGGUUAUACAGUAGAUAAAAUGUGCAAGAGAAUAAUUAUUAUAUUGGUACAAGUUCAGUGCCCGUCGUUUUGAAAUUUACUUUGUACUCUCAAGGCUUGGAAUAUAUGUGAUCAUAUAUGGGGGAAAAUCGACCAAAGUUGCCAAUAAGAAUUCAUGCAUGUCAUUUUAAGUUAUUAAAUUUAAAAAAAAGGAGUAAAUUUAAGAAGAAAGAAAGUACAUAACAAUAUUGUUACUUUCUGUUUGCAGCUCGUGUAUACAUAAGGGCUACAAAUAUUGUAAAAAAAACCAACUAAAUAUGUUUGUAGUCUUGAAUUAGUAAUGACAAUUUCACUAAGACAUUAUUUCUUUUAUAAUGAAAGGCAGAACAAAAUACUUGGGUCUGUAUAUUUACAACAUGAUACAGAUGUCAAAUGUUUAUUUUUAAUAUAUAUAUACAUGUGUGUGUGUGUGUGUGUGUAUAUAUAUAUAUAUAUAUAUAUAUAUAUAUAUAUUGCACUUUGACCGGGUUUUCUCAUAGAUGAUCACAUAUUUGGCCUAUCUUUGUAAAUUGUUUUAAAGAGUGUAUUUCAGAGUAAGUUAAUUAUGGCUCAACUCUACUGUUAUUCAAAGUGGAGGUUGUUUUAAGGAGAGGAAUGUAUAUUUUUAAAGCACCACAGCACAUUUUAAACUAUUGACUGUUUAAUUAUUUUCUCUUUAACACAGGGAUCAAAAUAGGAAGUAAAAUAUGGCCUGAGCUGUUAUGUUUUUGAAAUACAUGUAGGUCAAAUAAAAAAUUCCUGCUAGGAAAAAAAUUGGAACUACUGGAAAUAAGAUAGCACAGGGUGGGGUGGGGGUCUCAGAGAUAUAUUUUAGAGCAUUAUGAACUUUUAACGGAAUCGUGAGCUAAAUAGCAAUUCCACUCGUACAUAAUCUCGGUCUUUUAAAAACCCACCUGCAAUUGUUUUGAUGGUUUUUAGCAGGUGAAUUACUGUUCUAUUUCACUUGUAGAUCUAAAACAAAUGGACUGCUUUUUGCAGGCCACUAUUUCGAGCACAGCAAAUUGAACCGGUCGUGGUGUCAAGCCAUCGAACAUAAGGCUGGUAGGUACAGGGUUCGCAGCCCGGUACCAGCUCCCACCCAGAGUGAGUUUUAAUGACUCACUGGGUAAGUGUAAGACCACUACACCCUCUUCUCUCUC
Molecule: messenger RNA, 4719 nt
Organism: Gigantopelta aegis
Lineage: Eukaryota; Metazoa; Mollusca; Gastropoda; Neomphalida; Peltospiridae
Product: high affinity cGMP-specific 3',5'-cyclic phosphodiesterase 9A-like
Exons: 13
Coding region: 338-1909 (523 amino acids)
Biological process (GO): cGMP catabolic process
Molecular function (GO): 3',5'-cyclic-GMP phosphodiesterase activity
Source: RefSeq, a predicted model, not a curated record